AUGGGGAACAACAGUGAAGAUAUAGCUAUUGUUGGAAUAGGAUGUAACUUUCCUGGAGGAGAAGGCAUUGAUAAUUUCUGGAAAGUCCUUCUUGAGGGAAAAAACUGUGUGGAUGAUAUUCCAGCAAAUCGCUUCGAUACAAAGUUCUGGCAUGACACUGAUGACAACAAAGCAGGAAAAAUGAUCACAAAACGAGCAAGUUUAAUUGAAGGGUUUAAUGAGUUUGAUCACAAGCUCUUUAACAUAAGUCAAACAGAGGCCAAUAGUAUGGACCCACAGCAGAAACUUCUGUUGGAGUGCACGUACAAAGUGUUUGAGAAUGCAGGGAUGCCCAUGGAAAACAUCAGUGGGAGUAAAACAGGUGUUUUUAUUGGUCUCAUGAAUCGUGAUUUUGAGGGGAUUUCAAACAGUGCCGCUAACAAAAUCACCCAUUAUAACGGGACAGGGUCAGCAAUGAGUAUUGCGGCAAAUAGGAUUUCUUUUGCUUUCAACCUUACUGGACCAUCACUGGCUAUUGAUACAGCGUGCUCCUCAUCACUUGUUGCUUUACAUUAUGCUGCUCAGGCCAUCAAGCAAGGUGAUUGUGAGAUGGCAGUUUGUGGGGGUGUGAGCUGUAUUAUUGAGCCGAGAAUCAAUGUAGCACUCAGCAAAGCAAAAAUGAUAUCUCCAGAUGGAAUGAGCAAACCAUUUUCCAACAAAGCCAAUGGGUACGGAAGAGGCGAAGGUUGUGGCAUUUUGCUGUUAAAGCCGCUCGCAAAGGCUCAGAAGGACCACGACCAUAUUUGGGGUGUAAUAGUCCGUAGUGCAAUCAAUCAGGAUGGCAGAGCAGUCACACCUAUCACCAGACCCUCUCAAAAGCAGCAAGAAGAGUUACUGAGGGGUAUUUACCACAGAAGUGUUGACCCUUCACAGAUUCAAUACGUGGAGGCUCAUGGAACCGGAACACCAGCUGGUGAUCCGACUGAAGCAGCCAGCAUAUCAAGUGUUAUUGCACAAUCCAGACACUCAGAUUUCCCUCCACUUACAAUGGGGUCAGUCAAAGGAAACAUUGGUCACACAGAAUCAGCCGCAGGAGCUGCAGGUUUAAUUAAAGUUCUCCUCAUGAUGCAUCAUGGAAAGAUUGUACCAUCACUCCACUACUCCAAGGAGAACUCGAGCAUCAAUACAAAAGAUCUGAACCUACAUAUUCCAACUAGUGUGGUGAACUGGGAAGGAAACGGGGAGAAAGGGAAGAUGGCAGGGAUCAACUCAUUUGGAUUUGGAGGGACAAAUGCUCAUGUAGUUGUAAGGCAUUUCAAGCAAGAUUCUGGUCAAAACUCUGUACAAAGACCAUUUGAAAUAUUUGUGCUUUCCGCAGUCUCCCAGAAUUCAGUGAGAAUGAUGAUAAAGGAUACAAGUAACCAAAUAAGGGAAAGUGAAGAUGUAAUUCUUCACAACCUGGCGUACACAUCUGCAUGUAGAAGAAGCCAUAGGAAUUACAGAUACAGGAAAGCAUUUAUUGCUUCUUCCCUUGGGCAUCUCCAACAGCAGCUUAGAUCAGCUGUAGAUAGUGAAGUGGCUCAGACCAAAGCUGAUGUUAAAUUGAUAUUUGUGUUUUGUGGCAACGGUGUUUUAUAUCAAGGUAUGUGCAAACAGCUUCUACAAAUAGAACCGAGGUUCAGGGCACAGAUCAAUGAGAUAGACAGGAUGCUCCAACAAUACACAGACAUCAGCAUAAUGGAGUUAAUAGAGAAUGACUGUGAUGACUUCACAAAACCAGACGUAGCACAGCCAAUACUCUUUGGCAUCCAAGUAGCAAUAGUGACUCUUCUGAAGUUUUGGAGAAUUGAGCCUGACAUUGUCAUUGGACACUCAGUUGGAGAAGUAGCUGCAGUAUAUUGUGCUGGAAUACUUUCAUUACAAGAUGCUGUAAAGGUGCUUUACCACAGAAGUGCUUUACAAUCAACAGUAACAGGAGGGAAAAUGUUGGUGGUUAGUAAUUUGCCUGUGAAAAAAGUGUCAGAUAAGCUUGAUUCCUAUUCAGGGAGACUCUGCAUUGCUGCAUUCAAUAGUCCCUCGUCAUGCACAGUGUCAGGAGAUGCCGAUGCGAUAGACAGACUGCAUACAGAAUUACACAGUUCAUUUGGUGACAAAAAUGUAUUCCUUCACCUUCUGGAUGUCCCUGCAGCAUAUCACAGUCAUUUGAUGAAACCAAUUUUAAACCAAGUGGAAGAGAGUAUCAGUAAUUUACAGAAACAUGAAACAAAAAUUAAAGUCAUUUCCACUGUCACUGGACAGUUGGUUGCAGGAGAUGACUGUGUGACAGGGAAGUAUUGGUCCAGAAACAUAGAAAAACCUGUUCUUUUUGAACAAGCCAUUAGAGCUGCUAUUGCGGAGGUAAAAGAUGCUGUGUUUAUUGAAAUAGGACCUCGAAGGGCCUUACAGAGAUACAUCAAAGACAUUGUAGGAAAUGGGGCUCAGGUUUUCCCUGCAGUGCAGCCACAAAGAGAUUAUGAAACCCUGCUUUCAGUUUUGUCAGGGCUUUUCCAAAUGGGAUACAAUCCUAAUUGGCAAAAUAUCUUUGAGAAAUGUGAGAUGGUUCCAACAUUGUAUCCGUGUUAUAAGUUUGAUCGUUCUAAGCUUAGCAUUGACUUUGAAGAUUUUAGGCAUGGUGACAAAGAAGUGUCAUCUAUAGCUCAUCCUCUUCUCAGUAGUUCCAACAAAGAUGGCAAGGAGUAUGACUACAAACUCACACUAACAAAAGCACCAUACCUGUUGGAGCACAGGAACAAUGGAGUGCCAAUAUUACCUGGCUCCAUGCACGUUGAGCUUGCCUUAGCAUCUACCUUGGCAAGUAUUAAACCAAAGAUACCCCUCAGGUUGUGCCAAAUGAGUAUUUCUUUCCUGAAUCCCUGUAUUGUGCAGCCAAACUCAACAGAGCUCAAGGUCCAACUUAACAGGGAAGACAAAGUGACUGAAUUUUCUGUUGUGGCAUCAACUGUUUCUUACGCAAAAGGAGAAGUUCAACAAAACGUGGAGUACGUGAUUGAAGAAAAUGUUCUUUCAGUUGAGCAGAUUUUGCAAAGAGACUAUAUAAGAAUUGAGACAGAAAAUAUUUAUGAAUCUAUUUCUAAAUUAGGUUUCCAGUAUAGUUCAGUCUUCAGAAACCUUGGAGAUGUGUUCUACUCAGAUGAACUACAGGAAGCUAUAACAUAUGUUAAAGUACCAGAUGAACUUGUCCCACAGAUGCACGAGUUUUGCAUUCAUCCGGUUAUCUUAGAUUACUACAUGCAAACGGCUGCUGUUCUGGCAAUGAAAAUGUCAAAUCUGAGGGCUGGGUUUCCAACUUCCAUUGGGAGUUUGGUGGUAUGUCAACCAAUGCAACAGGAAAUGAUAAUAUACAUGAGGACCUGUAAAAAUACUGUGGAAUUUUAUGAAGUUUCUGGGGCAUUUACAGAUAGAAAGGGUACAGUAAUUGCUGAAUUAAAAAAUGUCAGAAUUACAUUUCUUGGGCAAGGCAAUUCCACAGGAUUUAAUGAUAUUUCCUAUGAAAACUCCUGGGAGCAAAUUGAUCAGCUUGCCAAAGAAGUAGAUAUUCGUUCUACACCAAGAUCAUUAGUAUUUGCCGAUAACAUUGGGAUUGCUAAAGGUCUGCAAAAGCACCUGCAUAAGCAGUCCUUUUAUGUUCCUUACCAGGAUCCAGAGACCUUGAUGGAUAGAGAAGUCACACAGAUUUUGCGACAGUACAAUGUGACUGAUUUGAACAGCUUUGAUGAAGUGUUGUUCUUGUGGGGCAUGAAAAACAUAACUAACCAGAACAGUAAAGCAGUAGUGGAACAUGUUAGCAGUUGCUGUGAGGUCUAUCGGCAAAUAAUUCUACUGGUCCAAGGAAAAAAAUCCUCAAAGUCUGUUAGAACCAUCACCUACAGGACAUCUGAAAAUGCAGUGGAUCAAAUCACUGCAGGUUUUGCCUUAUGGGGAAUGACCAGAACAUGCCUUGUAGAACUUCAAGAGAUUGCUUUUCAGCUGAUAGACAUUGGCUCUGCUAAUGAGGCAGAUAUUGCAGUUUUAGCUAAUGUAAUCAGCCUGCCUCAUAAUUACCCUGAAGUAAUGAUUCGACUAGGAAAGGUACAUGUUUCAUGUGUCAAACGAGCAACUUCUAUAAAUUUGAACAGUAUUUUCAGCAUUGUACCUUACACUGGUUAUGAAAAUGUAGUAUUCCAGACAACAAAUCCUUACAAAGUUGUAGAUCUUCAUGCAAAGCCGCAAGAAUGGAAAAUGACGGAAUCUGUAAAACAAACAGUUUAUGUUAAAAUUGAUGCAAUGUGCAUUCAUUCUUCAGAUUAUUUUCCAGUCAGUGUCUCUGCUGUGAACUUUGGACAGACGUUGUACUGGAACACAACUGUAACUAAAGGACAUGAGCUAAUUGCUCUGGACUUCAGUGGUACGGUCACAGCAGUCAGCAAAGAUGUGAAGUCCUGCAAAGUAGGAGAUCAUGUUGUUAUGUGCUACCCCGUUGCUGCAUUUUCAACAGUGAGUCUUCCUGCAUCCGUUUGUUUCCAAAGCAGCAACAUUCCAUUUCUGAAGCAGACACCCUGUGUCUCAUACUUCAUACUUGCCUGGGAAAUACUCAAUAACAUUUUACCUUCUCCUAAGCAUCACAAGUGCUUGUCAAUUCUCUCCUCCAUCCCAGAAUCUUGUCUCAGUAAAGUGCUGUCUCUGACAGCUGAGUCAUUGGGCUGGAAAGUAAAGGUUCAAACAGAACCUAGUGACUUUUCACAAACAUAUCCUCAUUCCGAUGCAUUGCUUUUCCUGCCACCUGUUAAAGCAGAUCUAGUCACAAGGAUUGUUAACAACUCUUCUGCUGGCUAUGUUGUUGUUCUCUUUGACAACAACCAGGCAUUUGAAACUUGUCAGAACAUACUUGGUUAUGAAAAGGAAAAUGUCCAAAUUCAUUUCUUGAAGGUAGCUAACAUACUGAAAAAGUGUUAUCUGAAAAAAUCUGCUGAUGAUGUUUAUAAGUGGAUGAGAUUGUUGCGGUUACAGAGGAAACGGCUUGAUUUUCCAAGGAUUAGUUUUCACUCAGUGACCUGUGCUGUAGGUGAACGUGGGGAAGACUCCUACUUCACCUGCAAAGCUGUCUCAGUUGUGGAUCUGAAUACAAAUGAUAAGAUUUCAGAGAUACCCGUGUACCACAGUCAUAAACAACUUUUUCAUAGGGAUGCAGCAUAUAUCGUGACAGGGGGACUUUCAGGACUUGGCUUUGAGACAGUAAAUUUUAUUGCUAAACAUGGGGGAGGAUAUGUCAUUAUUUUGUCACGAAGCAUUCCAACUACUGAAAAGCAAGAAGAAUUUAAAGAACUCUGGAAACAAUUUGGGACAACUGUACUUAGCAUUACCUGUGAUAUCUCAGACUUGUCAAAUGUUGAGUUAGCUAUCAAUCGUUUCCUUCAUUCCUUCCCAAAGAUCCCAAUUAAAGGAGUGUUUCACAGUGCUGUUGUAUUACAUGAUGCCCUCAUGCCAGCUCUAAAUAAAUCAUUGUUCGAUAAAGUGUUGGGUCCAAAGAUUGCAGGAGUUCUGAAUCUUCACAAUACAACAAAAUCCUUCCCACUGGAUUAUUUUGUCUGCUACUCAUCAAUUGCAUCAUUCAUUGGGAAUUCUGCCCAGGCAAACUAUUCUGCAGCAAACUCUUUUCUUGACAUUUUUGUGCAUUACAGGAGAAAUCAGGGACUGGUAGGGCAGUCUAUCAACUGGGGUGCACUGAACCUUGGCCUAUUACUCAAUAAGGAUAGCAUCCAAAGAUUUCUGGAAUCAAAGGGGAUAAUGAUUUUGGAGAUUUCAGAAAUUAACCAAUGCCUUGAACAGUCCCUCGUACAAAACAAUCCACAGCUUGCUCUCUGUAAAUUUAAUUUCUCUGGUUUGCAUGCUAAUGUUGUUUCUCAAAUUCCAGCUAUGAAAGCACGACUUUAUUCCCUUGUGAAAGAUGAAAUCAGUAAAUCACAAAUCAAUCCAAUGGCAGAAUUACCCAAUAAUUCACAAAAGACUCCCGAGGAGUAUGUUAUUGAAUUGUUGAGUGAAGUCAGCAAUGCUGAUCCUACAGAGUUCACUAAAGAAACUUACCUUUCCAGCUUUGGUCUUGAUUCCAUGCUGAGUAUGACAGUGCAAAAUCGUAUUUAUCAGGAAAAAAAUAUUAAUUUGCCAUUAGUGACAUUUCUUGAUCCAAAAACAACUGUAGGUACUGUCAUGACUUUGCUUGAAGAGCAGAGGUCUAGCUAGUCUGUGUGUGUAGAAACUAAUCUCAUAUGCACAAACAAAAAUGUGUUAACCUGAUGUAUUAAGACAAUUAUCAAUGAAUCACUGAUGACCAA
Messenger RNA from Hypanus sabinus (Atlantic stingray), 6347 nucleotides. RefSeq lists its product as uncharacterized. Bases 1 to 6255 code for a protein of 2084 amino acids. Gene Ontology annotation, molecular function: fatty acid synthase activity; 3-oxoacyl-[acyl-carrier-protein] synthase activity. Gene Ontology annotation, biological process: fatty acid biosynthetic process. The record is from RefSeq and is a predicted model, not a curated record. The transcript has 6 exons. NCBI's taxonomy places the organism in Eukaryota, Metazoa, Chordata, Chondrichthyes, Myliobatiformes, Dasyatidae.